Messenger RNA from Rhodotorula toruloides NP11, 732 nucleotides. RefSeq lists its product as uncharacterized. The transcript is spliced from 3 exons. The record is from RefSeq and is a predicted model, not a curated record. NCBI's taxonomy places the organism in Eukaryota, Fungi, Basidiomycota, Microbotryomycetes, Sporidiobolales, Sporidiobolaceae. The coding region runs from base 1 to 732 and encodes 243 amino acids.
AUGGAUCGUGCUAUUUACGCAGCUGCCCCUCGAGGGCCUACCAAGCAUCCGCCGCAUCGCUCAGAUGACCAUGUACGCGACCCGUCGUCCCCAACUCCCACCGAUCCGUUCGAUACCUUGCCUCGCCCGUCACCUCCCGCCUCCUUCUUCGCCUACACCGCCCGUCCCUAUCCCGCUGCCACGCUCGAGGCCGAUCGAAGUGCUCGACCUCGUCGACAGCGACUCGGAGACGGAGGACUCGACCUCUGCGACCCGUUCGGGACGUCCUUCGUCCACCUCCUCCCCGUCCGUCGCGCACAGUACAGCGUCUCGACCCAGCAAGCAGUCUACGCAGCGAAGUUCGCUCUCUACAGGCUCCAGGCUGGCUACGUUGCUGCGCCACUUUCCCAGGAAUGCGUCAAGAACGACUUUUUGCAGGCUUCCGAGGAUAACGCGAACAAGGGCAGCAAGAACAAUUUCAAGAAGCGGUCGACUGCCUCGCUCACGCCGAAGAUCCGCCGUCCUCCCUUGUACCGCUCGCCUGUCCGCCGCCCUUGCGCUCUCCCGUCCCACGCUCAUCAGCAGCCGUAUCCGACACGAGCUGCACCGCCCUCGCAUGACGCUGUAUCAGCCGCCAGCUGCGGAGUCCGUCCUUCACUCGCCGUCCUUCGCCGCAGGUCCGACCAGCAGGCCUGCUCGACCUCGCUUCCGACCCCGCCUCUCUCCUACUUCUCCACCCAGUCUUACGUCUGA